AUGACCAGAAAACUACAAAAUCCACUUCUGGAAGAUGUCAGGAGUAGAAAAAGGGUCCUGAAACCUGUUGUGGAAAAGAAGAGAAGAGAUCGAAUAAAUCAAAGUCUUGCUGAACUGAGGAGUUUGCUGCUGAAUCAUACAUCUGACCCACGGCUGCAGAACCCUAAAAUAGAGAAAGCAGAGAUUCUUGACUUGGCUGUGGAAUAUCUUCAAAAGUGGACAGAUGGGAAGAACCAGAGCAAUGACUCCACUGACAGUCACUUGAAGACGCAUGCUGCUGUGCUAAGCCUUCAUCACCCAGAGUCCAAUGCUCCUACUCUCUUUACCAUAGAGAGUGCAGGUUUUCAGCAGUGUGUGGCCCAGCUGACCAGCUACAUGCACAAAAUAACGCCGGCACAGAGAAUGAGCCUGAUUGAGGGGCUGAAGCAUCGCACAGAGAGCCAGCCGCCGAAUAACACAAAACCAGACUUCAGCCAGAGAAUGACGGACACUGAGGCUGCUAAAUGGCCAGAUGCAACAUCUGUGGAGGCCAUUUGCACAUCUGAGAGGAAAGAAGAGUCUCCUAAGUUGUUGUUUCCAUCUCACUCCCCAUUCCAGCCUCACUCUUGCUCCACACCAUGCCACGACUACCUGUCUCCUCCUCCCUCUCCCUGGCUUUCUCCUUCUUUUUCCGCAUACGCCACCUCUCCUCCUUUCCCGUCAUUUGCCUCUCACUUCUCCUUCCCCCCCAGCCUGUCACCUCUUUCUUCCAACACCUCCUUUUUUAGUUUCUCUCCCACGGUCCCCCACUCUGGCCCUCCUGCCUUCCACUACCCCCCUCUCACCACACUGAGAUCCCCUCCGCACCCUGCACCGAGGGAGGGGUUGCCACCAAACUCUUCCACACCCAUGUGGAGACCUUGGUUUUGAUCAAGUGGACCAGAGACUGAUGAA
Messenger RNA from Micropterus dolomieu (smallmouth bass), 933 nucleotides. It is a transcript of the gene her11, whose product is annotated as hairy-related 11. The transcript has 4 exons. Gene Ontology annotation, cellular component: nucleus. Gene Ontology annotation, molecular function: protein dimerization activity; DNA-binding transcription factor activity, RNA polymerase II-specific; RNA polymerase II cis-regulatory region sequence-specific DNA binding. Bases 1 to 909 code for a protein of 302 amino acids. Lineage: Eukaryota; Metazoa; Chordata; Actinopteri; Centrarchiformes; Centrarchidae. The record is from RefSeq and is a predicted model, not a curated record. Gene Ontology annotation, biological process: anterior/posterior pattern specification; regulation of transcription by RNA polymerase II; regulation of neurogenesis.